CAGGCGGGACAAAGCACUUGUUCAGAGGAGCGUUGGGUGAGAGUCUCCUCCGGGACCGCUGCUGGAAACCCAGAAAACACUGUUAAAGUUGGCCUCAAGCAAAGAAGUUCACUUUAACACCGACUCAGAAACACGGUAAUAUUCUGACGGACACGUUUUAUCCCUAAACUGCCUCCAGCUUUGAGAGGAAGGAGAGUUUUGACAGGAAACACGGACGGACAUUGGUCAAGUGUUUAUUCCCCCUCUGCGAUCCUCAGUUCCGAAUAUCCUUGAAUGAUGUUUGACAGACAGCAUUACGACAGUCCACCGGUCUACUCUCCUCCAUCCAACAAUGGCUUUGGCCCUCCAGGCAGCUUCCAUGGUCCUCAAAGUGAUUACAACGCAUACCCGCCUCCACCAGGAUCCUACUAUGUUGAGGACAAACCGCAGCACUUCUACAAAUGGCUGUCACCUCCUGGAAUCAUCAAGGCCAUGAUGGCGACAGUGAUAGUGCUGUGUGUGGCCAUAUUUGCCUGUGUGGCUUCCACUCUCAUGUGGGAUAUGCAGUAUGGAUAUGGUAUGGGAAUGGGUUACUAUGGCUCUGGUAUGGGCUACGGCAGUGGAUACGGCGGAGGCAGCUAUGGCUCAGGGUAUGGUGGAUAUGGAUAUGGAGGAUAUGGAAACUACGGCUCCUACAUUUCUCCUUACUCGGCCAAAACUGCUAUGAUUUCCAUGGCAGCCAUUAGCUUUGUAGGAGCACUGGGCUUCUUCAUUGCCAGUUUCUCGAAAACCAACAUAGUUCGCAGCAGGAAGUUCUUUCUGGCCCUCAUGAUAACCAGUAUCUUCUUGGCUGUCCUGCAGGGCAUCCUAAACAUUGUCUACAUUGUUGGGGUGAACCCCAUGGCCCAGAGCUCUUCCAAUAUUAUGUACAAUCCAAUGCUCAUGAUGUGCCAGAACCUCUACCAGACACAGUACUCCCAGAUGGGAGGAGUGGGAGGCUUCCCCAUGUACAACCAGUACCUGUAUCAUUACUGCUUUGUGGACCCACAGGAGGCAAUUGCCAUGGUGUGUGGAUUCCUGGUUGUCAUCGCCUUUUGUGUCGCUGCUUUCUUUGCACACAAAACAAGAGGGAAGAUCUGGCGGCACGGAAAACCAAAUAUCUACUGGGAAGAGCCUCUCGUUGGCGGAAAGGCCUCAGAGGGCAGAGAUGUUGAGGAAUGGGUGAACAAUGUGGAGGAAAGCCGCAGUGUUCAGGAUGCCCCUACCCUGCUGGUGUCAGAGAAGGGAGGCGGGCUGCUCAACGCCUCAGCUAACAGUGUCAUCUCCUACCCCCCAGCCAAGGUGGACAGCAGCUCCUAUAAUGAGGACAUCUACGACCACAACGAGUACUCACAGAGAACAACCAGCCGACCGUCAGAAAUGUUUUCCCACAGUGGGGGCACCAGCUCCAGCCCUUCAGAGGAGACAGGUGGAGGUCGCAAACCCUCUGCCAACAGGGGCAAGAGACGCAGAAGAAACCCAGAGCUGGACGAGUCCCAGUAUGAAACAGAGUACACCACAGGAGGAGAGACAGGCAAUGAACUUGAUGAUGAAGAAUGGGAGAGUAUGUACCCGGAGAUAACAUCAGAUGCUCAGCGACAUGGCUAUAAGAGAGAGUUUGAUACUGAUCUUCGGGAGUACAAGCGCCUCUGUGCCGAGAUGGACGACAUAAAUGAUCAAUUGAACAAACUGAGCCGGCAGCUGGACACACUGGAUGACACCUCUGCCAAAUACCAGGCUGUAGCAGAGGAAUAUAAUCAGUUGAAGGAUCUGAAGCAGACACCAAACUACCAGUCUAAGAAGAAAGAGUGUCGCAGACUGAGACACAAACUGUUCCACAUCAAACGCAUGGUGAAGGACUAUGACAAGAACCACUGAAGAAUCCACCCAGUCCUGACUCUCUGCUCUGUGGCUGACACAGCAAAUGCUCACAGACAUGGGCCAAAAUACACUCCAAAAUGCUACAGAGACCAUGUGACAUGCUGAGACCAAAGUUGUGGGAAACACAUACAUACUGCUGACACACACGCAGGGAACAUACUGUAAAUUACUAAUAAUUUAGAGUCACUUUCAUUCUCUGAUCACUUACAUUUAAUCACCACAUUUAAAUUUUUUGUUUUUUUUUAAAAAGGACCCCCAGUUGUAGUUUUUUCAGAGGAACACUGCCAUUUCUCUAAAGGUCCGGCCCAGUGUUUGCAGUGUGCAGCCACAUGUGAAGAUCAGAGGGUGCGGCAGGAGAAAGGUGGUUUGAAAGUCACUCGAUCUUCAGCCACCUGUGAUAACACUGUACUCAGUUUCUACGGUUCUAUUUGUUCUGCAGAUUGGCAACUUUUCUUUGUUUCUUCUCCGCAGAUAAAAGCAGUACUGUAGACAGUGUAGUAAUGCGUGAGACAGGUUGCUGGGAUAGUUUUUGAGCAAAUAUGCAGUUUCUUUAACCCUUGACAUGGUGUUAUCUUUGUCACAAAUGAACUUUAGCUGAGCUUUUCUUUCUUGUGUAUCAGUGUUUGUAACUACCUUAAGUGUCAAUGAAGUUAACUGCUUUCUGGUGGGAUUGUGUAUUUUAUUAUUGUACUGGUUUUUGGUGACACUAAGCUUUUUAUACUGAUUUGGUGAGACCAAAAAGGGGACAAACUGGCCAAUGAGAUAUGUGUGACAUUGUUUUUAUUGUACAUGUAUUUUUUUAAUGAAUUCUGUUGAUACUAUUUGCCAAGAACAAAUUCACAGUAUGACUGUUAGAGCAGCCCUUUAGAUCGCCUAGUAUUUGUACACACUAAAGAUCCAUAGUGACUUGUUUUUUUAGGCAGCGGUCAGUUAAAAUGUUCUUACGCAAAGCAAAUCGGUAAAAUUAGCCAAACAAUUUUAAUGUUUUUUUUAUCAUGCACACUCCUCAAUAUAAUGUAAAACAUGCCUGUCUCACUGUCUAUAAGCUAAACUCUUUUUUUUGAUCUGUUGCCAAUGAAAUCUGCUGUGAUUUUGUAUUAAUCCAUUACAUGUAUAAAGAGCUACGAUCUUCUGUACAUUUUAAAACUGUUUAGACACAAUUUUGAUUUGUCAUGCGUUUGUAUUUUUAUGAAGAACAUUAUCAUUUUACAAACCAUUUGCGAGCCAUUUAUUUUUGUAAGAAUUUAUUUUCUUUGAUGCUAUUAUAAAAGACCAUUUUUGUAACUGUAUACUUCCAUAAAUUAUGUUGUCUAAAAGGUAUUGAAUUCAGUAAGUAAUAAACAUUUCUAAUUCUCUGAAAGUA
Amphiprion ocellaris (clown anemonefish) is the source of this 3262-nucleotide messenger RNA. Its product is annotated as occludin. Gene Ontology annotation, cellular component: transcription elongation factor complex; bicellular tight junction; membrane. Gene Ontology annotation, molecular function: cis-regulatory region sequence-specific DNA binding. Gene Ontology annotation, biological process: bicellular tight junction assembly; snRNA transcription by RNA polymerase II; positive regulation of transcription elongation by RNA polymerase II. Bases 274 to 1896 code for a protein of 540 amino acids. The record is from RefSeq and is a predicted model, not a curated record. The transcript has 9 exons. Lineage: Eukaryota; Metazoa; Chordata; Actinopteri; Pomacentridae.